Astyanax mexicanus (Mexican tetra) is the source of this 3222-nucleotide messenger RNA. It is a transcript of the gene tbx6, whose product is annotated as T-box transcription factor 6. Gene Ontology annotation, biological process: regulation of transcription by RNA polymerase II; heart looping; positive regulation of DNA-templated transcription. Gene Ontology annotation, cellular component: nucleus. The record is from RefSeq and is a predicted model, not a curated record. The coding region runs from base 137 to 2905 and encodes 922 amino acids. NCBI's taxonomy places the organism in Eukaryota, Metazoa, Chordata, Actinopteri, Characiformes, Acestrorhamphidae. Gene Ontology annotation, molecular function: DNA-binding transcription factor activity, RNA polymerase II-specific; RNA polymerase II cis-regulatory region sequence-specific DNA binding. The transcript has 8 exons.
AGAAGAAACUGUAGUUUAGUGAUUUUAAAAUAAUGUUAGAUCAUAGAGAAAGUUGAGACACGGAUAAAGAAGAUCAGAGUUUAAACACAGAAAGAAACUAAAGAAGCUCUAGAGGAACUAUCUAUCUCAGAAGAGGAUGCUGGGAGUGGAGAUGUACCCUAGCUUGGCCCUUGCGGCCCAAAGACUGGGAGACUGCUAUUACCGAGAACAACAGCCCCCAGCCCAUGUGCCCCUAUACCCUGCAUCAUGUGACAUGAUGGCCCGAAGCCUGCCCACCCGCAUGCUGGCCCCACCCCCUCCCAACACCGAGCCCCCUGGGAAAGCCCUGGAUACUGUAAAGAUGGAGCUGGAGAACGCGUCGUUAUGGAAGCAGUUCAGUACUGUUGGUACAGAAAUGAUCAUCACCAAGAAGGGCAGGCGGAUGUUUCCUCAGCUCAGGCUGAAGCUGUCAGGCUUGAACCCGUCUCUACGGUACAUUCUCCUGUUAGACAUCGUUCCUGUAGACUCCUCCCGAUACCGGUUUCAGGACGACAGCUGGCAGGUGGUAGGUGGGGCUGAGGCUCGGCUCCCAGACCGAGUGUUCAUCCACCCCGACUCCCCUGCGACUGGAGAACACUGGCAGAACCGCACCAUAUCCUUCCACCGAGCCAAACUCACCAACAACACACUGGACAUGCAAGGACAUAUCAUUCUUCACUCCUUGCACAAGUAUCAGCCGCGAGUGCACGUGAUUGAGGCCAGAGACGUGCUGAUGUGGGGAGGAGCCCAGCACUCAUUCACCUUCCCUGAGACCCAGUUCAUCACCGUUACGGCCUACCAGAACAACAGGAUAACAGAGCUGAAGAUCAACUCAAAUCCCUUCGCCAAAGGUUUCAGAGAAAAUGGAAUGAACUGUAAAAAACAGCGAGAGGCUAGACAGAAGAGGAAACUGCCCCACCCACACCAAGAGGAACCUUUAGACAUAGAAUCGUGUGACCCGUGUGAUUCCACCGAGGUCCUACAGCAGCCCCUGGUCCUGCAGAGCACCACCAUGCCACUACCUGAUUCAGGCUUCUGCCCUGAUGUGACGUCUUUCCAAGAGCAGACAGGUCAACAGCACAUCUCUGGAGAAGCUUUUCUGGGUUCCCAUAUGACCCAGAUACCUGAGAUCUCAGAGAUUCCUGAUUCCAGAGAGAACCAACCGCAACCAAGCUCAGACAGCGACGUGAACGGUGGAUUGCUUCAUGGGUCUACCCAAAUGAUGGCACUUUCUUCAUACAACACAUUUACAGGCCCUCCUAUUACAUCAUCAUCUCACCCACCAGUGGCUCAUCCUCAACCUUCAUCACUCUAUUCCUUAGUUUCUUCCAGCCAGGCAACGGAUCUGCCAUCCUCUCAUUCUAACCAAUCCUCUUUACAAGAUUACUCUUCCAUGACGUCUUCCCACUACCCCCUAUCCACCACCCUGGAUUCUUCUUCUCCAGUCACAGCUUCCUCUACCUCUCCCCCAAGCUCUACUUAUCCCUCCAUCUCUCAUUCUUCCUCUCCUCCUCAGUUACCCCCUCUCUCUGCUUCCUACCACUCUGUCCAUCCAACCCAAGACAACCUUAGUCCUCACACACCAACAAAUUCACCCUUCCAGUCUCUUCCUCCACCAUCCUGCCAGUCUAUCAAUGGUUGUGCUUCCAGUCUGUCUUUAGACCCAACACAGAACCAAGCUGUAGAUGGAGGCUUGGUCAAUACACCACCUUCUGUUCAGGAUGGAACCCAGACUGCCUUUCCAUUCCCUCCUGUGCAGUCAUCCAACGGCACUGAUCCCACCACACCCCCAAACCAAAUUGUACCACAAACUGCUUUCCCCUUUCCUCCAAUACCACAGACGCAAAAUACGCAAAAUCAAGACGCAAAUCAAAUUCCAACUGCGUUCCCUUUAUUUGCGGUCUCAAACCCCGCCUCCAACCCUGUUUCAACUCCAUCUGAUCCCAACACCCAAAACUCCACAGCCUUUCCUUUCCCCACGAUUUCCCAACAACCCAACAAUCCAAAUCCAUCAAAUUCCCCACCCAUGCAAACCCCAUCAGCUUGCUCUUUUACAACCACCCAACCACCAUCCUCAACUUCUCACCUCAACCCUUCUCCGUCUUUCCAAAACCCUUCAACAACCACUCAUUCAGUAACUCAAUCCUUCCCUCCACAACCAUCAAACCAACAAAUCAAUAUACAAAUCCCUAUAGUCAAUCCUAAUCCCAACCCUAAUCCUUCUGUCUCUGCUUCUCUGCCUACCACAUUUCAACCCCCUCAACCAUCCUAUGCCUUUCCCACCACCAUCCCCUCAGGUCCCCAUCUCUUCCAGAAUCUAGCCAUGCCUCCUACUGGCUCUUCUCAUGCUGUUCCAGCCAUUCCAAACAUGGCCCAUUUCCAGCCCACGAUCCCCCAGUCACUAUCAGCCUCCACCUUCAGCCAUAUCCCUCCACAGUGCAACUCAAACCCCACUCAAAUCCCACCACAGACCUUCAUGCCUGUACAGGCUUCCCAUCCGACCCCCCACCUCCCACCACAUUCAGCUCUACAGAACCACUCCCUCCCCCCGGCCCCCACCCACACUCAAUACACUGCCAAUCCCAACGCCUACCCAGCCGUGGCAGCAUCUGAGGUGGGCUCAUUUUCUCAGAUGAACCCACCACCCGCCCCAUACCUGCCCGACGUAGUACUCCACCCCUCCCUCCUUCCUCCUUUAGACCACUCACUUUCCUCUUCUGCUCCACCCGCCCGAUACAACCCCUUCCCUUCCUACCCUCUCCGCCUGUGCCAGGACCCCCGCACCUCCUUCCACUUACCACUCAGGCACAUCUACAGGCAGCCCCAGCACGUACACCCGCACAGCCAGGGGCCGUACCUGGACCUAGGAGGAAGGGCUGCGUACUGAGGAGGCACUCUUCAAAAGAUUAAAGGAUAAUCAAUGAGAUCUUUAAUAUUAAAAGUGGACUGAAUUAAAAUUGCUGAACGACAGCUUUUUAAAGAUAUUUUGUAAAGCAGUUACGGCUUCAAAUGAUGAAAUGUACAUUUAUUUAAAGUCCCACGGAUGAGAAUUUCUAGCCUUAAACUUUUGGGGACUCAUUACUGAUCUGUUUUAGCUUCAAUUUUAGAGAAUUUUACAAUGCAGUUUAUAUUUUUUCAUGUAUUUGUUAUAUCUGUAUACUGGCAUUAAUUGUGGCAUUAAAGUGUGCUUGUUUUAUUUGUCAA